Molecule: messenger RNA, 3415 nt
Organism: Coregonus clupeaformis (lake whitefish)
Lineage: Eukaryota; Metazoa; Chordata; Actinopteri; Salmoniformes; Salmonidae
Gene: mtss1la
Product: MTSS I-BAR domain containing 2a
Exons: 15
Coding region: 454-2922 (822 amino acids)
Biological process (GO): cell projection assembly; plasma membrane organization
Cellular component (GO): actin cytoskeleton; cytoplasmic side of plasma membrane
Molecular function (GO): phospholipid binding; actin binding
Source: RefSeq, a predicted model, not a curated record
GCCCCCUUCAAUUCCCAUGGAUCGACCUACAGAACCUCCGCUUCAAGACAUCUGUUCCUUUCUAACAGAGCGCGCCCCCGUUUCCAGAGCUGUGACGGAACGACUGACUCUCGUGGUCCCCCGACUGGUGAUUUCCACGUUGACUCAAACUCACCCUGCUCUUCUUUUCGCAGUUUGUAGACCAGAGGGAAUUGGAACGAGGAUUUUUCCUCCUCCCCAUCACUCUUGUCCGAGCAGAGUCACCACCGAGCGUCAAAAGCCCGGUGCCAUUGAGUAGCCGAUUUCUUUUUGUCUGCCCUCUAGCAGGGGGUUUCGCAUCCUCCGCGUCUGGCUUGGAUGGGAAAGGACAACGAAGGGCGAAUGAAAAUAACGUGGUUUCUGAUGUUUGUAUAUUUUGCGCUUCUGAACAUUUAAUUCCUCGAAUUCAGUCAUCGUUGAGAGACUACUGUGAUUAUGGAGUCGGUAGAAAAGGAGUGCGGAGCGUUGGGUGGAUUAUUCCAAGCUAUCGUCAACGACAUGAAGAGUUCCUAUCCAGUGUGGGAAGACUUCAGUGCCAAGGCCACUAAACUGCACUCCCAACUCAGGACCACAGUUCUGGCAGCAGUGGCAUUUCUAGAUGCCUUUCAGAAGGUGGCAGACAUGGCAACCAACUCAAGAGGUGCCACCAGGGACAUAGGUUCAGCUCUGACCAGGAUGUGCAUGAGACACCGCAGCAUCGAGACUAAACUACGCCACUUCACCAAUGCUCUUAUGGAAGGCCUAGUCACUCCCCUCCAGGACAGGAUAGAGGAAUGGAAAAAGACAGCUAACCUGCUGGACAAAGACCACGCCAAAGAAUACAAGCGGUCUCGCCAGGAGAUCAAGAGGAAGUCCUCAGACACCAUGAAGCUCCAGAAGAAGGCCAGGAAAGAGCUUCUAGGCCGGGGGAACCUGCGUCCCCAGCUGGACAGUGCCAUGCAGGACGUCAGUGACCUCUACCUGCUGAUGGGGGAGACCGAGAAGCAGGCGGUGCGCCGGGCCCUCCUAGAGGAGAGGGGGCGCUACUGCUUCUUCAUCAACCUGUUGAAGCCUGUGGUGAAUGGAGAGAUAGCCAUGCUGGGAGAGAUCACUCACCUGCAGGCCAUUGUUGAUGACCUCACUGUGCUCACUGAAGACCCUCACAAACUGCCCCCGGCUAGUGAGCAGGUGAUCGGGGACCUGAAGGGUUCAGACUACAGUUGGUCCUACCAGACCCCUCCCUCCUCCCCCAGCAGUGCUGCCUCUAGGAAGAGCAGUAUGUGCAGUAUCCUCCAGAUGCCAACUGUUGGUGCCCAUCGUCUCAGUAGCGUCUCCUCCCAUGAUUCAGGGUUCAUCUCUCAGGAUGCCAACACCCACUCCAAGCCCCCCUCACCCAUGCCCUCUGACAUCACCAGCCAGAAGUCCACCAGCUCAGCCUCCUCUGAGGCAUCAGAAACCUGCCAAUCUGUCAGUGAAUGCAACUCUCCCACUGCGUUUGGCUCUGGCUCAUCCUUUGGUACCUUCCGCCCCGCUCUCUCACACACUGGCUCCAUCAGGCCUCUCUCUGUCAUACUUCCUGGGUCCCCCACAUUUAACCGCUAUCCUGGAUCAAAAAACCCCUCACCCAUCUCAAAGGGUCCUAGCUGGAAGGAUUGGUCUAAAACAAGUACCUACGAGCCCUCAUUGGCUACCACUCUGCAGCAAAGGAGAGAGUCAUUGGACAGGAUGAGGGAGCAGGAGGUUCCUUCCAGUCCUAAAGGGUUCUCUGGGAUGCACCCAGACACUCAUAGGUCCAUGCUGGCCCAAGCUACCAUAGCAGCCAAGCACGGCGGUGAGGCCAUGUCCCCAGCAGCCAGUACACUAGCCAUGGUGCUGACCCGAGGUCUCAGUAUAGAGCAGCAGAAGAAUAGCAGGGAAUCUCUGCAGUACUCCAGUGGCUACAGCACCCAGACCAACACACCAUCCUGCUCAGAGGACACCAUCCCCUCACAGGGGUCUGACUAUGAGUGCUACUCUCUGAACGGGGACGCUGACACCGGCAGAGAGGCUGACUUCGACAAGUCCUCCACCAUCCCCCGCCACAGCAACAUUGCCCAGAACUACCGCCGCAUGAUCCAGACCAAGAGGCCGGCUAGCACCGCCGGGUUGCUCGCCGGAGUGAGCCCUCCUGGGGGUACGCAUGGAGGGAUUUAUGGGGGUGAUGGAGGGCGUGACGGGGGGCGUGAUGGAGGGCGUGACGGGAGGCACGGAGCCAUCACCUCUGGAACAGCCACCAUCCGCCGGACUCCCUCCUCCAAAACAGGGGUGAGACGCACCCCGUCCACCUCAGGCCCCAUCCCCAUCCGCCCCCCCAUCGUUCCAGUCAAGACCCCCACGGUGCCAGACUCUCCUGUCUACUCCCCCAGUUACUCCCCCAGCUACUCUCCCAGCCUUACCCAGCGCAUGGGCAGCGAAGAGUACCUGUAUGGGGACGAGACUCCACCCAGUGCCCUGGAGUACAUGAAGGCCUCCCCCAAGCGGCUGAGCCUACCUGACACCACUGCCUGGAGCUCCGGAGGGGGGCUAGACCGAAGCGUCUAUGCCCAGCAGCCCCCUGGCAUGACUGGCCUCGGCCUAGAGGAGGAUCCCCAGCUGGCAGCCAACCGCCACAGCCUGGUGGAGAAGAUAGGUGAGCUUGCGGCUAGCGCCCACGCCCUGGGCGAGGGUCAGUUCCCCUUCCCCUCUCUGGACCCUCUGCCAGUGGACCCAAUCGGAACCAACUCUUUACCCCAACACCCACAACACCCACCCCCCGAGCCCCAGGAGGGCAUGGACAUGCUGGUGUCCAUACGGAGGGGUGUGAGGCUCCGCAAGGCGGUCUCCAACGACAGAUCAGCCCCCAGGAUACUGCAGGAUACUGCAGCAGCAUCCAGGAUACUGCGGUAGUAUCUACUGGGACUGACCCCAGAACUGUGGUGCCACUGCAAGCUCUAGAAGAGAAAUGAAUGAACACUCAUCCUGUACAGGAAAAGACUGUAUGAAAUGAAAGGGAAAAUGAGUGUCAAUGUGUAAAGAUUCAAUGAAUGGCCAUGGGUGGCCAAUGGACAAAUGUCAUGUAAUGAAUUGCGUACAAAUAUAUUUUUAUGUCAUAUUCCUGUUUUCCAUGUUGCUUAGUGGCUUGGCUGUUGUUGUCUAUUCCCUCUGUCUCCUGAUGCAUCAGCCCAGACACCUUUCCUUUAGACUCAGUGAUCAGGGCCUGUAUUCACAAAGUGUCUCAGAGUAGGUGUGCUGAUUAAUUUAUAAUGAAUACAAUUAUAUGGACAAUGGUGCUGAGCGAUUAGUCCUUUUUGAGGUCUGUUCGGUUUCAGUUUUAUAAUAUAUAUUUUUAAUAACAUUAAAUACACUAUGCAUUAUGUGGGUUGAAUGCUGUAACAACACA